AUGUGUGGGCGUUUCGCGUGUUCACUAUGUCCGGAAAGACUCCGAGCAAGACUGAAAGAAAGUGAUAUGAGCUCUAUCAAGGAGACAUGGAUGGACGAGGAUAAAUUCUAUCCUAGUUAUAACGUCGCACCCCGAAGAUGGGUGCCUGUGGUUCGUCAAGAUGAACAAGGUGAAUGCAUUCUACAGACUAUGAAAUGGGGCUUUAUUCCGUGUUGGGCCAAGCAGAUACCAGAUAACCAGCCGAUCAAUGCACGAGACGAUCGACUGAUGGAAGGUCAGUCCAUGUUUGAUGCGGCCAAAAACAAACGACGCUGUAUGGUGGUGGCAGAAGGAUUUUAUGAAUGGCGAGUGUUAUCGGGCGGCAAAAAGAUUCCGUACUACACGAAACGCAAAGACGGGAAAUUGAUGUUAUUCGCAGGAUUGUACGAUGUAUCUCAUCUGAAUGACGAGAAAUUGUACACAUGCACCAUUGUUACCACCAGCCCUUCGGCGGAAUUUUCAUUUCUGCAUGAUCGUAUGCCUGUUAUUUUGGAAAAUGGAUCAGAAGAUAUCGAAACGUGGCUUGAUCAUUCUGAACCAUGGGGAAAGAAGCAAGUGAGCAUUAUGCGGCCGUAUUCGGGCGAGUUGAUCAUCUAUCAAGUAACAGACAAAGUGGGUCCGGUCAAAAACAAUUCCGCCGAGUUUGUGGUACCUGUGGACGAAUUAAAAGGAUCAAUCUCCAACUUUUUGCAGAAAAAGAAA
Messenger RNA from Radiomyces spectabilis, 741 nucleotides. RefSeq lists its product as uncharacterized. Lineage: Eukaryota; Fungi; Mucoromycota; Mucoromycetes; Mucorales; Radiomycetaceae. Gene Ontology annotation, biological process: DNA damage response. The annotation marks the transcript as partial. Gene Ontology annotation, molecular function: single-stranded DNA binding. The record is from RefSeq and is a predicted model, not a curated record. The transcript has 6 exons.